Messenger RNA from Drosophila subpulchrella, 1423 nucleotides. RefSeq names its product nascent polypeptide-associated complex subunit alpha, muscle-specific form. The record is from RefSeq and is a predicted model, not a curated record. The transcript has 2 exons. Lineage: Eukaryota; Metazoa; Arthropoda; Insecta; Diptera; Drosophilidae. The coding region runs from base 45 to 1406 and encodes 453 amino acids.
AGCCCGAACAAGCAAAUUUAUUAAAUUAUUGAGAACGACUCAUAAUGGAUUCAAAAGACAAUUUUUCUCUGGGCAAACCAGCCGAAAUGGAAAAAAAACGCAGGGAUUCAUCGAACCCCGAGGAUGCCUCCAUAUCGACUGGCCAACCGGCGGCUACAUCAACACCUACUAAUUUGAUCCGCAAGAGCGCAAGGGUCGUGGUCCUCCGUCGAAAAACCGUAGAGUCAGAUUUACGCAAUUCUUCAUUGGUAGGUCGAAUACCCGAGUCUUGGGGACAUAUUAAGGGCCGUAAAAAUAUUCGUGCUCCCGAAACCCCUGAGAGGGCUCCUCGAACCCGGAAUAUAUCUUGUAGUCCAAGAACCCCGUACACUUCGAAGCAACCGAAGACUCCACGGAGCGCAAACAGGUUGGCAGGUUUGGUCAAAGAAAAAUAUGCUCAAAUCAAGGGACGUAAGCAGAUUCAAGCUCUUAGCUCCCCAAAAACGGAGCCUCAGUCUUCAUUAAAGACACCGAAGACUCCGAAGGGGUCCCCAAAAACUACCACCUCUAAAAAACAUCCCAAGUCUUCGACAAAAGCUCCUAAGAUGUCACCAACUCCAAUAAAUUUACCAACAAAGAACCCAGCAAAGAUGCCAGUUAAAUCACUUACCAACACCCCAAAGCAGUCGCCGAUUAAAUCGGCGAUGAUUUCUCCAACCAAUUCCCCGAUUCAAUCGACCAAUUACUUACCGGCAAAGUCGGCAACUGGAUCACCGAAAACCCCAAGGAAGAUUUCGUCAAGAAAGUCAUCAAUUGAAUCCCCGAAAUUCUCUCCAAUAAUAUCGCCGAAAACGUCGCCGAUUCCAUCUCCAAUCAAUACUUCAAUUGAACCACCGAAGUCACUAACUAAACUGCCGACUAGUUCUCCAAAGAAAUCUUUAACCGAUGCCCCGAAAGCAGGUUCCUCUGAAGUGGGUUUACUUACAGCCGGUGCCAUUAUAGCACCGUCGGACCUUCGAGUUGGGAAUAAGCGGAGCCUUGCAUCAAGUGAACCCACCUCAGUUGGUAACGCAAGCACUUCUGAAUCGUCUCCAAAACGGGCUCGUCUCCAUGUUCUACAAGUCAGCAUGGGAUCUCCAUUCUCCAUGACUCGCAGCAAGAAAAUCAAAAAGGUUGAAGUAGAUCAGGAUGACGACGAGCCGGUGUCAAUCGAGAUAUCAGGCAAUGAAGGUCAAGAUGGUUUUCCUGAAGUUCUUUCUGAACCGGAGGGGUUUGCGCCCGGAUCCGGGAUGGAUCCCCAGAUGGAGCCUGGGCUGGAACCUGGGGUAGAGCCCGGGUUAGAGCCUGAUAUGCAACCGGAAAUCAUCGAUGCAAUUACUUCCCCUGAAGCAAACGCAAACACCUCAAUGAAAUGCAUUGUAAUGUAAAGACAACAUCACAAUUU